Closterium sp. NIES-65 is the source of this 3930-nucleotide messenger RNA. The record is from the annotation of a GenBank genome assembly. NCBI's taxonomy places the organism in Eukaryota, Viridiplantae, Streptophyta, Zygnematophyceae, Desmidiales, Closteriaceae.
AUGGAGGCGUCAGAGCGACGCCCCCUCGUGGCUCGCGCAGUCAGGUCCAGCGACCACACGAGCGCAGAUUCAUCGUCGCACCGCUCUUCGCAGCGCUCUUCGCACAGCCAUCGCAGUCACGACCUCCAUCCGUUGACGAGCAUCGUCGUUUUCUGCGGCUAUGGCGUCGCACUCCUCCUCGCAUUCAACGUCAUGCGAUUGGGGCCUGCGUUGCCCUCGUCGCAUCCCGUCGCAGCGUGCGACGCCUCGCGUGGUGACACGUGCAACUGGGCGACCCACGCGACCCACCAGCUGCUGCACCGCCCGUGGAGCCCUCCCGUGGCGGCGCUGGCCGUGCUGGGGUUCGCGCUGCUCUUGCUCCGCGCACUUUCUGGGCAGGCGGCGCGAGUGCGCGCUCUGGAGAUGCGUUUGCGAGGGGCGAAGGGGGAACAGGCGGUUGAACAGGAGCGGGUGAGCAAGGGGGAAGAGGAGGAGAAUAUGGUGGAGAAGAAAGGGUGGAUAGGAAAAGAGAUUGACGGAGGGGAGGAGAGUGCGAGAGCGAGAGGUGCGGAUGCAGGCACGGCGGUUGGCGCAUUGGUCUCACGCGAUGGGGACAUGGCUACGCGAGCUGCUGUCGACCUGCUGGUCCACGGGAUAGCCGCGCCCAUGAGAGGCGCGCUGGGCAUGCUGCGCCUGCUGGCGGCGACCGUGCGCGACCCCAUGCACCUCGACCUCAUCCACUCGCUCCACGCCUUCGCCGCGCACCUCACCCGCCUCGCCGCCGCCGCCAGCACCACGUGGCGCGCGCAGGCCGGCCCGCUGCCCGUGGUGACGUCAGCGGUGGACGUGCGGGGGGUGGCGGACGAGGUGGUGGCGGCGGUGGGCGGGGAGGCGCGCGAGAAGGGGGUGGAGCUGGCGUGCCUGGUCAUGGACGACGUGCCCCCGCUGCUGCUCUCCGACCCCCUCCUCCUCAAACAGCUGCUGCUGUGCGUGGCGGCGGCAGCAGUGCAGCGCACGGAGCAGGGCCACGUGCUGCUCUGCGUGCGCCUGCUGCACCCCCAAGAGGCCCUCCAGCGCCAGCAGCAGCAGCAGAAGAGGGGUGCGCAUGAGAAGCACCAAGUGGUGGCAGCGAUUGAGAAUGCGGGCGUGCAACCGAGGCACGGCGAGGGCAACAGCCUGCUCCUGCCGCCCUCACGCAUGCCCCUCCCACCGCCCACCCACCACCACCCCCUCUCCCCGCCCCCCACCACAGCAUCCGCUUCUGCCUCCGCGGCCCCUUUCCCCUCCGUGUUCUCCGCGCCCUCCUCCCCUUCCUCCCUCUUCUCCAGCCCGGACCUCCUCGGGCUGGGCGGCAUCGCUCGGCGUCUAGCAGCGUAUGCUGCUCCGUGGAGUGAGCAGGGGGGGCAGGAACAGGCUGACAGCGGGGCGGGUGUGUUUGCAUCGCUCUCCGCUGACGCGUGGCUGCAGCAGGGGGGAAUGGCGCACAGCGAUGCCUAUGAGCACCGCCAGCAGCAGCGGCAGACGCAUCAACAGCAGAAUCGCCAGCAAAGGCAGGAGCAGCAGCGCUUCCAGCAGCAGCACCAGCAGAAUGAGCAGGAACAGGUGCAGAGGGACGGGGGAAAGGACAGUUUGAGUGGGAGGCGGGUGGUGGACGGGCGGUGCAGCUGGGGCGCGUUGAGGCGGCUGCUGGACGACCAGGAGAGCCGAUUCGCUGCUGCCGUCGCACACGCUGUUGCUACUGGUAACGCUGGUGCCGCUACUGCUGCGGCUGCUGGUGGUGGCAGCAGCAGUGGGAUGGGGCAGGUGUGGGUGGAGGUGGUGGUGGAGGACACGGGCACGGGCGUGCCGCAACCCGUGGUGGACGCACUCAACGCCAUGGAUGGCGCUAACGCUGCUGCCUGCGCCUGUGCUGCUCUACCAGAGGCGUUGCUGCCUCUCCAUGCCACCACGCCCCUGCUGCUCGCCCACGCACACCUCCUGGCGACCUCUCUGGGCGGGUCCCUCUCGCUCACCACAGCACCCGCCAUCGGCACCACCGUCGCCCUCACCAUCCCCAUGGCCCUCCCCCCCCUCGCCCCCACGCCCUCCUCCUCCCCCGCCCUUCUCCCCUCCGCCCCAACACCUCCCCCUCCCCAUGCGCCUCUUUCCCCUGCCUUCCGCCCUGCCUCUGCGCCCUCCUUCCCCCGUGCGGGGGGGAGCAGCGGCAGCGAGGGGGGGUUAGCGGCGCUGGUGGGGUUGUGGGAGAGCGUGGGGGCGGACGGCGGGCUGUGGGAGGCCAUGGGGCUGGGGGGGGGCGCGGGGCAGGGCGGGGGGGGAAGGGAUUCCGGUGCUACUGCAGCAGGGGAAGGUGCAGAGGAAGGGGGUGCAAGGGGGGGCGCACGUGAGGGGAAUGGGGGGGGAGCUGGUGGUGAGGGCGGGGGCAGGGGGGCGUGGAUGGGGGAGGUGGGGGUGAGGGAGGUGGGGGCGGCGGAGAGGAGGGCGGUGAGGGAGGUGGGGGCGGUGGGGGGGGUGGGGGGCGAGCAGUGGGAGGUGGUGGCGCCACUGGUGGAGCAGGUGCAGGGCGUGCGGUGCCUUGUGGUGGCAGCGUCACUGCUAUCGCGCCUGGGCAUGGACGUGGAUCUCUCAGACAGUGUGGCGGACGCCGUUGCUGCCCUGCAGUGCGCCCCUCCCGCCCUGCACCCCGCAGCAGCGGCAUGGCAGGAAGGGGUGGGGAGCGGUGGGAGCCGGUGGGACGUGGUGCUGGUGGAUGCAGACUGCGAUGGCACCCCGGGCUCUGGCCUUCUCCUUGGCUCCCAUGUGGCCCGCAUCAACGCCACCCAUGCCGCCGCCCAUGCCACCCAUAAUGCCUACUCUCACACUGCCGACCACAUUGCACAUGCUCCCGGCAGUGACUCUGCUGUUGCCCCCGCUGCUCCUGCUACGGUCUUUUCCGCAGGGGACAUGGACCGUGGGCAGACAGCAGGGGCAGCAUCAGCGGCAGGGGCAGGGCCAGAGACGGUGAGCAGAGGAGAGUUCACGCCAUUGGCAGAGGAUGGCGUGGGUGGGGAGGACGAGGGGAACAGUGGGGCGAAAGAGGGGUGUGGUGGGGGGGCGGACAUGGGCGCAGGGCAGGUAGAGCAGAGGGUAUGGGGUGAGUGCAGAGAGGGCGAGCGUGGGGAGGGGGUGGUGGAAGGGCGAGUGGGGAGGAAGGAGCUGGGUGAGGGGGAGCUGUCACAGGAGCACGCCCAGGCACAACAACAGCAGCAGCAGCAGCAGCAGCAGCAGCAGCAGCAGCAGCAGCAGCAGCAGCAGCAGCGGGCAGAGGCAGAGGGAGAGGGAGAGCAGCAGCAGUGGGCGGAGAGGGGCGAGUCGCUAGUGUUGCCUGGCAUCUCAUCCAAGCUCGUGCUGGUGGCGCAGGUCAGUGGGGCAGACAAGCAUGAAGGCCGCGUGCAGGCAACGAGUGAGGACAUGGCGUUGGCAGCAGCAUCGCAUGGAUUUUCCUGCAUUGCUCUCAAGCCCCUCCGCACGCCAGUGCUCGCUACAGCCAUGCUGCAGGCCCUGGGCGUGAGUGCAAGGGAGGUGCAGCAGGCAGCAGCGCAGCAGCAGCAGCUGCACCUCAGACGACUGCUGCGAGGCAAAGUGGUGGACGCCUGCUUCACCACGCGCAAGGCAGCAGCAGUGGCCGUCUCCCAGUUCGCCGAUGCAGCCUCACUCUUUGUCCAGCGCCUGCGCGAGAUGGAAGCUGCUGCAGCUGGUGAGGCAGUAGCGGGAAGUGGGGAAUACAGGGGAGCUUCAAGAGAGGAUGCGGAGAUGACUAGAAGUGCCAGUGGCGGCAGUGCUGCAGUGGGUGGUGGUGGUGCAGAGGAGGCAUGCGGCAGCAGUGCUUGUCAGAUUCCAGUGCCCGUGCUGGGAAUGGUUACAGAUUUCCUCUCCAACGACAUGCCACCACGGUAUGCAGCAUUCUUUCCUUAA